This is a messenger RNA of Nestor notabilis (Kea), 1308 nucleotides long. RefSeq names its product interferon-related developmental regulator 1 (gene IFRD1). Lineage: Eukaryota; Metazoa; Chordata; Aves; Psittaciformes; Psittacidae. Bases 52 to 1254 code for a protein of 400 amino acids. Gene Ontology annotation, cellular component: nucleus. The transcript has 11 exons. The record is from RefSeq and is a predicted model, not a curated record.
CAGCCCAGAAAUGUGCAGCCUUUUAGCGAUGAAGAUGCUUCAAUUGAAACUAUGAGCCACUGCAGUGGUUUCAGUGAUCCUGCUAGCUUCACUGAGGAUGGGCCUGAAAUUGAUGAAGAAGCCACUCAAGAAGACUUAGAAUACAAAUUGAAGGGAUUUAUUGAUCUUACAUUGGACAAGAGUGCAAAGACAAGACAAGCAGCUCUUGAAAGUCUGAAAAAUGCUUUUUCUUCUAAAAUACUAUAUGAAUUUAUCAUGGAAAGGAGAAUGACAUUAACUGAUAGCAUUGAACGCUGCAUUAAGAAAGGUAAGAGCGACGAACAGUGUGCAGCUGCUGGACUGGCAUGUCUUCUGUGUGUGCAGAUGGGGUCAGGAAUUGAAAGUGAAGAGAUUUUUAAGACCCUUGGUCCAGUUCUGAAGAAGAUUGUCUGUGAUGGGACAGCCAGUAUCCAAGCCAGACAGGCUUGUGCAACCUGCUUAGGGAUUUGCUGUUUCAUUGUCACUGAUGACAUUACGGAACUGUACUCUACUAUGGAAUGCCUGGAAAAUAUCUUCAUAAAGGCCUAUCAGAGAGAUAGAGACGCUAAUGGUGUAUCGAGUACGCAUAACACUGUGCUUCACAUCAGUGCUCUAUUAGCAUGGACACUGUUGUUGACCAUUUGUCCAAUGAAUGAAGUGAAGAAGAAAAUUGAAAUGCACUUGCAUAAACUUCCAAGUCUGCUGUCUUGUGAUGAUCUCAGCAUGAGAAUAGCUGCUGGAGAAACCCUAGCCCUUCUGUUUGAAUUGGCACGCGAAACAGAUGCUGAUUUCUUUUAUGAAGAUAUGGAACUUCUAACAGAGAAACUAAGAGCUCUGGCUACUGAUGGAAACAAGCACCGAGCCAAAGUAGAUAAAAGAAAACAGCGAUCUGUUUUCAGAGAUGUUCUACGAGCUGUUGAGGAGCGUGACUUUCCUACAGAGAUGGUUAAGUUUGGACCUGAGCGCAUGUAUAUUGACUGCUGGGUUAAAAAACAAACUUAUGAUACCUUCAAGGAGAUUCUGGGGUCGGGGAUGCAGUAUCAUUUGCAGUCAAAUGACUUUCUUCGGAAUGUGUUUGAGCUUGGUCCACCAGUAAUGCUAGAUGCUGCAACUCUUAAAACAAUGAAGAUAUCCCGUUUUGAAAGGCACUUGUACAACUCUGCAGCAUUCAAGGCUCGGACAAAGGCUAGAAGUAAAUGUCGUGAUAAAAGAGCAGAUGUGGGGGAGUUUUUCUAGAUCUCCUUUUCCAUAGCUUUCAGUUUUCAUAAUUGAAAUGCAUUUUUAACCUUU